CUUUUAGUAAACGGUUUUAUAUAUUAGUAUCAUAAUGAUCUGGACACUGGUAACUCUGCUGAUCUUUCUUCAGUUUGCUGGGGGCAAGUUUACACCUCACUCAGGAGGGUAUCAUUUCAGUUGCCCAGAGAAUAUCACAGUACUAGAAGGUGAUCCAGUGACUCUACAGUAUCGUCUGGAUCGGCCCAAGGACUUAUCUGCAGGCACAGUGGAAGUGACGAGAUCAGACCUCAAUGUCUCUGACAAUGUGGUCCACCUCUAUCGAAGUAGAGGGGACGAUCCUGUUCCACAGAUGGCUCAAUACAGAAAGAGAACCACUCUGGACCAUCCAGACCUGAUGAGAGGAAUCGUGACGCUGCAGAUCUCCUCAGUGAAUCUGUCUGACAGCGGACCUUACCAAGCCUUUGUGUUAAAUCCCAAAGCCCAGCUGAGAGCCUCUUGUACUACAGAGCUAAUUGUUGGUAAGCAUGCAGAGUUUAUCCCCGCCAUAUCUUUUAUUUUUAUUAUUUUUUCUUUAUUUCUUUUCCAUUUAUUUUAAUUUUAUUUUUAAACA
Centropristis striata (black sea bass) is the source of this 553-nucleotide messenger RNA. Its product is annotated as myelin-oligodendrocyte glycoprotein-like. The record is from RefSeq and is a predicted model, not a curated record. The transcript has 2 exons. Bases 35 to 538 code for a protein of 167 amino acids. Lineage: Eukaryota; Metazoa; Chordata; Actinopteri; Perciformes; Serranidae.